GUCAGCUUUCGCAAGCGCCCCCGAGCGCCCGGGUGUACCAAGCACCUCGGCAUGCGGAGCCAUGAGCCAGCUGCUUCCACCUUGCAGCUGCAGCAGAGGCUCGCCGCAGCGGCUUGGCCCUCUAGAGCUCCAUGGUGACUGGGACAAAGUCCGGAAUGGAGAUCAAGAUAGUGUAUCACCCAAAGAGAAGAUGCUGCUCCAGGUUAUGGACAGGCUGUCUGGCAUUGAUUUGCGGGGCACCUUCGACUUGGAUGGGACUGGCAUGGUCAGCACGGCUGUCCUGAGGCGCUCGCUGGCCACCUUUGACCCACAAGUCUUUUCGGAUGAGUGUCUUGACUUGCUUCUCCGGCCCAGCUGCGCCAACGGAGAGCGCUCUGUGCACAUCCUUGACGUUUUCGGGCCUUUCUGGCAGCCUUUCUGCCAUCGACUGCAGCAGCUGCAGGAGAAGGUUGCACAAACCAAGCGACAAGCACAGAAGCGCCAGGUGCAGUUGGCCCAGACGGCACAGGACACCACCGAGGAGCUGCGCGCGCAGCUUGAGAUGGCGCGGCAGUCCAGACGUUCAGGGGAGGCCGAGCCGGACAGGCAGAUGCUGGAGCUGAGGGGCCGGCUGCUGGAGUGCGAGCAGGAGAAGCUCCGGCUGGAGGAGCAGCUUGCCCAGGGUCCCACCCUUCUUGGUGGACCGGCAGAGGUGACGGCGUUGCCAAAAGGGAAGUCUUUCCAGACCGAACUUGGCAACACUGGCCUUCGACGAAAGCGUACGGCCUGGCGGGAAGAGAGUGAUACCACCGAUCUGGCACAGCAGCUGCUGAAAGCCUCGGAGCAGAACCGCAAGACCUUGGAGGCGGAGGUGCGCAAGGCCUUGGGCCGUUUGGAGCAGGUCGAGCGGGAGAACCAUCAGCUGCAGCAGGAGUUAGCAGCUGCGCAGACGGAGCUGACGCAAAGCCGAUCAGUCUCGGCAGCCCUCACGGCUGCCAAAGAGGAACUUGCAAAAUGCCAGAGUGACAAGGAGGCGCAACUUGCCACGGCUGCUAGGGAGCGACAGGAGGUACAGGAGGAGCUUGCACGACUCGAGGGUGCCUCUGCCACACAGCGCGAGGCCUUCCAGCAACAGCAGCAACGCCUGCAAGAAGCCCUAGGGCAGACAGAGGAUCUCCGUGCAGCCUUGCAGCAGAGCUCGCUGGAGGCGGAGCUCCUUCGCCAGCAGCAGGGUGCUGCAAGCGCCAGGCUUGCAGAGCUGGACGCCGAGUCAGAGAGGCGCCGGAGGAGCGAGGAGGCGGCAAAGGCAAUGGAGGCUCGCGUGGUGCAAUUGGAGGAGGAGGUCGUGGUUACUCGGGAGACGAUGGCCGCGCGUGAGAGGGAGGCAGUCGAGGCAGUGCAUCACGCAGUCGCCCGGACAAGGGCAGAGGCAGAGGAGCAAAUGGGUGGGCACCUCGGCGGCCUGGAGGCGCAGCUGCAAGCUACAGCCACGAAGCUGCAGCAAGCGGAAGAAGACAAGGAGGAGCUGACAGGCUUGGUGGGCCAGGUGUCCACAGAGCUGAAGCAGCUGCAGCGAGACUUGAAAGGUAGAGAGGAGCAGGUCUUGGAAACUCGGCAGAUGUCGAGCUCCCGGCUGGAGGAGCAGCGGCAGCAGUUGCUGGAGCAGACAAGCCAGAGGAAAGAGUUAGCAGAUCGACAUGAAUUUCUAUCAGGUGACGUUAUUCGAUUGAAAUUGGAGAAGGCGACUUUGGAGAAGCAGCUAGUGCAGCAAUCUGCAGAUGCCGCGCGCAUCGGGCAGGAGAACAAGGCGCUGGAGGAGAAGGUGGCAAAGGCCUCGCGCUGCGAAGCGGAGUUGAAGGCUGAGAAUCAACGCCUGCAGCAGGAGCUGCAGUGGCAGCAGCAUUGCCACCGGGAGAGCCAGAAGCAGCUUGAGGCUGCCAGGAAGGAAACGCAGGAGUUUGCACUGGAGGUCUCACAGAGAGGCGGCCUGUCAGAUCAGUCAGAUCAGCUUGCAGACCUCUCCUGCACAUUAUUGCGAUUAGAAGAACGAUUGCGCCAAAUUUCUGCGCCAAGGCCUUCGUCCAGCUUUGUGCCUUCGUCAAACGGCGUUUUGGAGUUCAUCGGAGCAGAGGCUGAGCUGAGGGCUUCCCAGACGCGGCUGGCGGAGACCAGCGCUGCCCUGGCAAAGGCGCUGGGCCAGCUGGAGGCAAUGGAGGCCAAGGCGGCUUUGGCGACCGACCUGGCGACGGAGCUGCGGGAGGUGCAAGAGCAGUUGGCAUCCUUGACGGCCGAGCACUCGGAGAAGAGCGAGCAGCUGAAGCGGAGGGAGGAGGAGCUGGCAGCAGCCAAGUCCGAGCUGGCAUGCAAGGAGCCGGCUCCACUCGAUCCGCUCCAAAAGGAGCUGGCGCUCGGCCCGCGGAAGGAAAGUACGGACGCCAAGCCAAGAUGUAUCAACUUUGAAGAUGCAGACAACGUGCAAGGAGAUCCCUCGGAUGGCCAUGCCAUCGAGACGGAACGGGAGCAGCUCCACCGGGAGUUGGAAUGCUUCGCGGAGGAGUUGCUGUCAACCCUGGAGGGGCUGGACAGUCGCCGGGCCGAGGCCUCGAUGCGGAAGGGUUUGCCGGAGCAGAAGGCCGAGGUCGAGGCCACGAAGCAGGCGCUCGCGACUCUGCAGGGGCAGAUCGCCACCUUCAGCGAGCACCUGCUGGACCACCGCCCUACAAACCGGCGCAAGAAGGCCAACGACCAAAAGGGCAGGGGCUCGGCCAAUCAUUCCGCCACGGCCUUCCAUGUCGUGACACAAGAGCAUAGCCAGCUUCAGAUCGACCACGAACGACUACAGGAAGAUCUGCAAUCCCUGACGGAGAAAAUGAGUGCAACACAGGCCGAGCUGGAGGAUGCACUUGAAGCGCAGAAGCGCAUCCAAGCUGAGAAGCAGGCGCUGGAAGCCAAGCUUGCGGAAAGCGAGUCAGCCCUGGUGGAGGCACAGAAGCAGCUAGAGCAAAAGGGACGGGAGGCAGCGCAGGCAAUCGAAGCUGCCAGAGGGGAGACGGCACAAGAGAGGUCCGCCAGUGAAGGCCAGCGGAAGGCCUUGGAGGAGGAGAAGGCGGCCUUGUUGGAGAAGCUAAAGGGGAUGGAGGUGCACGUCUCUGACUUAGGUGGUGAGAAGUCGGAGAUGCUGGCAAAGCUGCAGAGCCUGAGCCUGCAGCUUUCAGAGGCCCAGACUCUGCGUGCAGAGGAGUGCCAGGAGAGUGAGCGAACCACCCAAGCGCUCACCCGCCUGUGUGACGAGAUGUCCAGCUUCAGUGAGCAGCUGGCCGGUCAGUGGGCGGGUGUCAGCUUCGAGCCUGGCCACCACGAGAACCCGCACACGGCAAAAGAAGCACAUGCCACGUGCCGUGCGCGCUGCAGCCAAGUGCAACAGCAACUGCAAGCCUGGGCCUCGCUGCGCAAUCCAAAGAAGCAGGACGUGCAAGACGAUGCUCUUCAAGAAGAGCUCGCAAAGGAACGGGCACAGAGUGCAGCGAAGCUGAAAGAACGGGAUGCUAAGAUCAAGGCUUUGCAGGAGCAGAUGGAGGAGGUGAGCCAUCAACUCAGCCAGGCGCAGACAGACCUGGCGCAAGAGCAGCUGGACGCGGCAGAUGCGCUGGUGGAUGCAGGCGAGGACCUCACCGUCUUGGAGUGGGAGAGCGGUGCGCAGAACCGGCGCUUGGAGGCUCGGCUCGCAGAGAUGGAAGAGCUGUCCAAAAAUGCUGAAGAGACAGUUGAGUCUCUCACGCAGGAGCUGGCGCAGCUGAAAGCUGAAAGCAGCAGCAAGCUGGCAGAGAACGAGAACAAGCGGAAAGAGGUAGAAUACUUUCUGGAGGACACCGCGCAGCAGCUGGCGCAGGCGCAGGCGGACGCUGAUCAGCGCGCCCUGGAUGCAGCCACUGCGCUGGCGGCAGCCAGCGAGGAGUCGGCGCGUGAGAAGGCGAGGGCGGAGCACGCGGAGGCGGAGGUGCGACGACUGCAGAAUUUGCUCGAAGACUCCGAUGCGAGCCCGCAGUUUGAGUCACAGUUUCUCCUGCCACAGGACCGCUUUUCACGUUCGCUUGGCCCAGCUGAAGACUCCGAAGGUGGCAUAUCCAUGUGGCCAACGUGUCCCGGGGCCCAGACUUGUGCAUCGCAGGCACCUUGCCUCCCAAAGCUGAGUAGGUGCGCUGCCGUUGGGUAGUUUUGGACGUCCUGCACGAUAGGAGUUUCCAUGGUCCCCCUUGACCAGAUGGUUGCAGAGCGUGCUGGGCCUUUGCAUAGCGAAUUCGAUCGGGCCCAGUUUGCCGUUUCAAGCAGAGCCUUGGGUCCUUAUCCUGAGUCCCAC
Molecule: messenger RNA, 4336 nt
Organism: Effrenium voratum
Lineage: Eukaryota; Dinophyceae; Suessiales; Symbiodiniaceae
Source: the annotation of a GenBank genome assembly